AUGACCACUUACACCGCUGUUCACACCUCUCCGACCGACGCCUCCGAAGAGAGAAACUCGUCUGUCUCAGGGAGCGACGCCGAGAACGACCAUGACAAUGCCGACAAUACGCCGGAAAAUGGCACCUCGACCAGCAAAAAGAGAAAGAGGCUCUUGAAAAUCUCCUGUGAACUCUGCAAGGCCCGGAAAGUUAAAUGCGACAGAGCAGAGCCGGCUUGUGGCUGGUGUGCCCGCAACAACCGAGCAUGUGUUUACAAAGAGAGGCAAAAGCCCGGUCUCCGGGUGGGCUAUGGUCGCGAGCUCGAGGAGAAGAUCAAUCGCCUGGAAGCCUUGCUGCAAGUCAUGGGUCGCCGACUAGAAGAACACAUCGCUGGGCAUGGUGACUUUUCAACUCAUCGACCUGGUUCCGUUCGCAUGUCCCAUCAGCCCCAGCCUGCCUCAUUCAACGCUUACCCCCAGAACGACCCUCGCCCGUCGACCGCCAGUAUCGUCUCCCAAGACACUCCUGGUUCCGAUCCCAGAUGGCCGCCCGUCGCCAAUGCCUAUGAGCGAAUGCAAUACCCCCGGCCUCAAGAUGCCAUGUCCAUCCGUUCUGUCGUGGAUGGCGCCAAUCACGAUUUGAUGUCUCAAAGCGAGAGAGGCCAUUCGGUAGCCUGGUUUCCAACAGCGACGCCAGCGCCCUCAAUGCCCGACUCCGAGCUGCCUCCUUACGACUUACUGUAUACCUUGGUGGAUCUCUUUUUCAAACAUGUCAACCCAUGGUCGCCGAUCCUGGACCGUAAGGCCACUUUCGAUGCAUUCUUCGGUUCACAAUCCAUGGACGAAUCGGACAAGAUCCUCAUCCACGCCAUCGUCGCCACCACCAUGCGCUUCUCCAAAGAUUCGCGACUCACCCCAGAGUCAAGGAGGCAGUUCCACGAGAUCUCCAGGCAGAAGAUUAUGAUGUAUGCCCUUGACCAUCCAAACGUACGCGCCCUCCAAGCUCUGGUGAUCCUUGCCGUCGACGAGCUGGGCACAUCAAAUGGGCAACAGGGCUGGAAUCUGUUGGCUCUCAUCACUCGCAAUAUCGUCCAACUUGGGUUGGACGUCGAAAAGAGCACAUACCUGGAGUCCACGACAUAUCCGUCGGCCACCCUCCUUCAGGCUGCGCAACCUCAAUCCUGGAUCGAAAAUGAAGAGCGCCGACGACUAUGCUGGAUGACAUUCAUUCUCGACAGGUAUGCGACAGUCGCCACCGCAGACUCCUUUACCUUGGAUGAAAGGGAGAUGGACCGUUGUCUCCCUUGUCGGUACGACCUCUUCUCGCGAAACGAACCUGUGGAGACGAGGUGGCGUCGGCGAGGCGCACCUUCCGAAUUGAUUGUCAAUAAAACGGAAAACCUAGGGAGUUUCUCUUACCAUUGUGAAGUCCUCGGGAUCCUCAGUCGCAUUCAUCGAUUCCUCCAUCAACCGCUCGAUAUCACUCGUCACUCCGACAUUCAGCGCUGGCGCGAAACGUACCGUGGACUAGAUGGGGAGUUGAACGAUUGGCUGCAGAACUUGCCCGGCGAAUACGGCAAGAUCUCUCAACUCUGCCACUCGGAUCCUGGAAGCAGAAUUUCCAACUGGAUCAUGCUUCAUGCCGCCUUUGUCACUUCGGUUAUCCGACUGCAUUCUUCCGCCGCCUAUCCCACCAUCAAAUCUCCUGUUUUUACGCCUUCAUAUCAUGCAAUCCAGCGCUGCCUAGGCGCCGUGGAGAGUUUGAGAGAAAUCGCCCAAGACGUCAUGAACACCGGCAUGCUUGCGCUUCUGGGCCAUCCGUUUGCGUUUGCGUUGUGGGUCUCUGCGAGGCUGCUCCUCGUGCACGCAGCGACCAUGGAGUGUGAAAUCGAUCCCAAAAUAAUGUUCUUCAUCUCCACUCUGGAGCAGAUGGGGCGACAUUGGCAAGUUGCGGGGAACUACGCGAGGAUAUUGAAUGAUGUAGUGCAGGAGGGAAGCAAUGGUUCCGGUCGGACAUUCACCGCAAUGAGAAGGUGUGCCUACGAACUGAACCUCCUAACCUCCCAACGUCCUCAUUCGGUUCUCGACACCGUGACCACGCACAACUCGUCGCAAAGCGAACUCGAAUUUUUGGAGGUCUUCGACUUUUUCAACUACCCGCGAUUGAGUGCCAUUGCGGGCAGCAACGCCUUUGAUCUAUCUGCCUCAGUCACGAAUCAGAACCAAACGACGCCGACGCAAGGCCAGGCGCCGAAUCAUCGAGCGACGCCGGCCUUUGUCAUUCCGAAUCCGGAGAGCGAUUGGUUGAUAUUUAAACCACCUUUUGAGUAG
Molecule: messenger RNA, 2310 nt
Organism: Cladophialophora psammophila CBS 110553
Lineage: Eukaryota; Fungi; Ascomycota; Eurotiomycetes; Chaetothyriales; Herpotrichiellaceae
Exons: 4
Coding region: 1-2310 (769 amino acids)
Biological process (GO): regulation of DNA-templated transcription; DNA-templated transcription
Cellular component (GO): nucleus
Molecular function (GO): DNA binding; DNA-binding transcription factor activity, RNA polymerase II-specific; zinc ion binding
Source: RefSeq, a predicted model, not a curated record